AUGGUGCAGAUGAUGGAGUCGCAGUGUGAAUACUUCAUGUAUUUCCCGGCGGUGCCCAUCACGGACCUGUCGGACCCUGGUCGGUACCGCCUGCUGCCCCGCAGGAGCCACCUGUUCCUGGGGGAGACGGUCCGCUUCCUGCUGGUGCUGCGGAGCCGGGGGGGGGGGACCCCGCCCGACACCGCGGACGGCGCCGCCCCCUCCUUCGGGUCGGAGUCGGCCAGCAGCCGGGCCUGGAGGGAUCUGGCUGGCUCUCUGAGCGCCGUGGCCAGCGUGAGUCCAGGGGAGAGCAGCCGGCACCGGGGGAACAACCACCAUCAGAACCACCAGAACCACCAGAACCAUCACGACUUCCAGAGCGGAGACGAGGCCAACGACGACGGAGACGACGACUACAUCGCAGCAGCGGAGGCGGCCAUCGCGGCGCUCGGCAGCCGGGUCGAUUCCCGCUGCCGCAGCUUCAGAGACUGCAAACCUCUGCUGAUCCACAACUCCUCGGCGGCAGGGGGGUUUCGCAGGGCGCCGGUUCAGUCUCCUCUGGACGAGCCGGUGGUUCUCACUGAUGAGGUCAUCUUCCCGCUCACCGUCUCUCUGGACAAACUGCCCGUCAGCACGCUGAAGGUCAAGGUGAUGGUCACGGUGUGGAAGAAGGAGGCGGAGAAGGCGGAGGUUCAGGAGCUGGGAUAUCUGAGCGUCCUGCAGCAGAGAGAACCAACACACACCUUCAGACACGACCUGAACACCUUCAAGGCUCAGGUUGAGUACAAAACGCUGACUGUGUUGCCGCCGCUCACUACCGUCCGCUGCAAAAGGAUGACCGUCUCUGGAAAACACCUCGCUGUCCUCAACAGUGUUGAACGAUCCUCUCAGGAGGAGCUGAGUAUUCGGGACGUUCGUAUUUUACCGAACCUGAACGCCUCGUACCUCCCGAUGAUGCCGGACGGCUCCGUGCUGCUGGUGGACAACAUCAGCCAUCAGUCUGGCCAGGUGGGCAUGGCGUCGUUCUGCCGGGUCGAUAGCUCGGCCUGCAGACUUCCCAGCAUGCUCAGCGCUCUGGAGGAACACGACUUCCUGUUCCAGCUCCACCUCAACGACACGCCGCCCGACGACUCCAACGAGGGUUUAGAGGUUCCCCUGGUAGCGGUGCUGCAGUGGUCGACUCCCAAGAUGCCGUUCACCAACUGCAUCUACACCCACUACAGGCUGCCCAGCCUCCAUUUGGACCGGCCUCGCUUCGUGAUGACGGCCAGCGCCCCGAGCACCGUGCGCGUCAGAGAGGACUUCAGAGUGAAAUACGUUCUGCUCAACAACCUGCAGGACUUCCUGGCGGUCCGACUCGUCUGGACCCCCGAGGGUCGAGGUGUGUGUGAUGAAGCCUCUCUGGUGCCGGUGGUCUGUCGCUCCCCCCUCAGUAACCUUGGUUACUGUCGGAAAGGAAGCACCAUCUCCUUCAGCGUCAACUUCCAGAUCCUCAAAGCUGGACUCUACGAGCUGAGUCAGCACAUGAAGCUGAAGCUGCAGUUCACCGCCUCCGUGUCCAAUCCCCCCCCCGACGCCCGGCCGCUGUCACGUAAGAACAGCCCGUCCAGCCCGGCCUUCAGAGACCUGCUGGACCGACACCAGGCCAGUCUGGGUCGAUCACAGUCCUUCUCUCACCAGCAGCCCUCACGCUCUCACAUCAUGAGGACGGGCAGUGCCAUGGAGCGCCGGGCCAUCACCCCCCCCGUCGGCUCUCCGGUCGGUCGGCCUCUUUACCUUCAGGACAAAUCACUGCUUUCUGUGGACAAGAUCGCCAAGAGGGAGUGUAAAGUGCUGGUGCUGGAGUGAGGGGGGCGGGGGAAGGACGCAAGGAGAGGAGGAAGGAGAGAGGAGAUGAGACGACGAUGAGGCAGCGAAGAGAGGCCCAAAGUUAACAGGACAAAGCCUGUUUACUCCCAUUGAACAGCUAGGGGUCUUUUUCCUCCAAUAAUAAACAUUUCUUUCAAUUUUUUUGAAAAAAGUCGAAAUUCUGAGAAAAAAGUCAGAAUUUUAAGAAAAAAGUCAGAAUUUUAAGAAAAAAGUCAGAAUUUUAAGAAAAAAUACAGAAUUUGAGAUAAAAUCAGAAUUGAGCAAAAAGUCUUAAUUUUCUGAAAAAAGUCAGAAUUUUGAGAAAAGUCAACAUUUUGAGAAAAAU
This is a messenger RNA of Trematomus bernacchii (emerald rockcod), 2173 nucleotides long. RefSeq names its product microtubule-associated protein 11-like. Gene Ontology annotation, molecular function: alpha-tubulin binding. Gene Ontology annotation, cellular component: TRAPPII protein complex. Gene Ontology annotation, biological process: cilium assembly. The record is from RefSeq and is a predicted model, not a curated record. NCBI's taxonomy places the organism in Eukaryota, Metazoa, Chordata, Actinopteri, Perciformes, Nototheniidae.